GUACGUACUCCACCUCUCUCUGUUACUCCUCCGGGAGCCAGAAGCCAAAAGCCAAAAGCCAAAAGCCAAAAGCUGGUUUUCUCAAAAACAGUGAAAAGCCUCAGCUCCGAUUGUGAAUCUCUUUGAAUUCGUAAUAGAGGCAUUUGUAAAGUAGAUUCAUGGUGCAUUGCGGUUUCUGAUCUGUCUCCUUACAGAAUUUCACUUCCUGAAACGGAGAAAUUACUUCGACGGCGACUUUUCAGGUUGAUAUUGCGUUUUGGUUUCUGAAUCGGAGUUCAGUCGGAAAAUGGCGAAGCGCGGGUACAAAUUGCAAGAGUUCGUGGCUCAUUCAGGGAGUGUGAAUUGUCUUAGUGUUGGGAAGAAGACAACUCGGCUUUUCAUUACGGGUGGGGAUGAUAAAAAAGUCAAUCUUUGGUCCAUUGGCAAACCUACAGCUUUAAUGAGCCUAUGUGGUCAUGCAAGCCCAGUAGAAUCUCUAGGAUUUGAUUCGACAGAAGUUUUGGUUCUUGCUGGAGCUUCUGCUGGUGUCAUAAAGUUGUGGGAUCUGGAAGAAACAAAGAUGGUUCGCACUCUUACCGGACACAGAUCCAAUUGUACUGCUGUUGAAUUCCAUCCAUUUGGUGAAUUUUUUGCCUCUGGUGCCAUGGAUACUAAUCUAAAGAUCUGGGAUAUCAGAAAGAAAGGAUGCAUUCACACAUACAAGGGCCAUACUCGAGGAAUCAGUACCAUAAAAUUCACUCCUGAUGGUCGGUGGGUGGUUUCUGGAGGAUUUGACAAUGUUGUGAAGGUGUGGGACCUAACUGCUGGAAAGCUGUUGCAUGAUUUUAAGUUCCACGAAGGACAUAUUCGCUCAAUUGAUUUCCAUCCCCUUGAGUUCCUUUUGGCAACAGGUUCAGCAGAUAGAACAGUGAAAUUUUGGGAUUUGGAGACCUUUGAAUUGAUUGGAUCUACCAGACCUGAGGCUACAGGAGUACGAUCAAUUGCAUUCCACCCUGAUGGUAGAACCCUGUUUUGUGGGUUGGAUGAUUGUUUAAAGGUUUACUCAUGGGAGCCAUUAAUUUGUCAUGAUACUGUGGAUAUGGGAUGGUCAACACUGGGAGAUCUCUGCAUCCAUGAUGGGAAACUCUUGGGUUGCUCUUAUUAUGGGAAUUCUGUUGCUGUUUGGGCAGCAGAUAUUUCGCUUAUUGAGCCAUAUGGUAACCCCCACAGUAUACCUGAUCAAAAUAGCCACUCUGAGCAGAAAUAUGAUAUCCAGGAAAGUCCUUUGGUUAAAGUUGGGAGUCAUAGAAGGUCUGCCUCAAGUUUGCGCUGCCUAUCUCCAGAUUCUGAGACUAAGGAAAUAAAGAAUAUAUACGUGGACACUGCAGGAGCAAAUCCAGUUGCUUCAAAAAGAGUUGGGUCGUAUACAUCUCCUAAAGUUGUACCCCCAUCAGAUCCCAAGGAAGUGAACAGUUUACUUGCCCAGAAGCAGGGUCCUGCAGUUGGUAUGCAUGUGAAAACUACUGGGCAAACAAACAGUAAAUCCUUCACAGUGCCUAGCAUUGUUCCUCGGGACAGUCUUGAUAGAAAAGAUUUUGGAAAUUCUAGAAGAGAAUCUGUUACACCUGCUAGGGGCAGCUCUGUUACAGCAUUCAAACCAAAUCAUGUACGGAGGCCAUCAGCUUCUAAAUUUGAUAUGGAGAGGAUGUCAGUGCCUGUUGAAUCUGAAUCUGUUUCUAAAACAAGUGAUGCUACUGCAGUGGAUCUGAGCUCACAUGACAACGUUGUAACUCAUGAUGAUGAUAGAGAAACCUCUUUCAAAAAUCAUUUGACUAUCAAGAGUGUUGCAGAGAAGUUUGAAAAAAUCUUGUCACCACAGACACCAUCCAAUCAAGAAAACUGCAAUGAAUCCAUCAAUGGCACUGAAGCAAAAAAUUCAGUUAAAAUUGUGAAUGGAGUGGCAGUUGUACAAGGAAGAACCCGCUCUUUGGUUGAGAGGUUUGAAAGGAGAGAGAGCUCAAGUACUGAUGAGAUUCAGGAACCCAAUACAACCCCUCAUACAAUACACGAGACAGCUACAGUAGCUCCCGAUCUAAAUAGACAUCCACAAAUAACUGGAAGGGCAUUGACAUCCAUGGAUGGUGGCAAUGCUAUUGAAGAUCUGAUGCAAAAUCAUGAUGUAUUUUUAAGUACCCUUCGAUCCCGCUUGACAAAAUUACAGGUAGUGCAGCAUUUUUGGGAGCGGAAUGAUAUUAAGGGUGCUAUAGAUGCUGUACGGAAGUUGCCUGAUCAUUCUGUACAAGCAGAAUUGAUUGGUCUUCUCAUGGAGAAAAUGGAGAUUCUCACCUUAGAUCUGUUCUCUUACUUGCUGCCUGUGCUUUCCAGUUUAUUGAAUAGCAAGAUAGAAAGGCAUGCCAAUAUUUCCCUGGAGAUGCUAUUGAAGCUUGUAGCAGUCUUUGGGCCAGUAGUCCACUCAACCAUUUCAGCACCUCCAGCUGUUGGUGUUGAUCUUCAGGCAGAGCAAAGGCUUGAAUGCUGUAAUCAAUGCUUUCUCCAGCUUCAAAAGAUUCAAAAAAUUCUUCCAAUCCUUGUAAGGAGGGGCAGUUUACUGGCAAAAUCCGCUCAACAAUUAAAUCUGGUUCUUCAAGACUCAUGAUCCACCAUGCCACAAUCAGAUGCAUUGCCGCUGAAGAGUAAUGCAGUAGUAGGCUUAUUACCCUCUUAACAACAUUCAUAUGGGACAGAACCAUGCCUAUAUCGAGGCUGGCUCGCGCAAUUUUGCAUUACUGCUUUCAUUUUGCUAAUGUCAUCUUACAUGCUCUUUCUCCAUGGCCUAGAUUGAAGUUUCCCAAGUUUUAAAAAGGUGAAGCUUGAGGCACACCUGAUUCAUCUAUCUGCACUACUUGUUGAGGAAGCAAUCUAUAUCUCACAAUAGAUGGAUCAAUUGGCAGUGCACCCCACCCUUCUACUAGCGAUCAUCUCUCUAUUUGUUUGUUCAUUUUUGUAUGUAAUGUAAUCUGCCAAAAGCAUGAUGUAUAUUUGUUGUACACCUUAAUGCUCUCUUAAUUCAAUGUUAUAUAUUCCAUC
This is a messenger RNA of Diospyros lotus (date-plum), 3066 nucleotides long. RefSeq names its product katanin p80 WD40 repeat-containing subunit B1 homolog KTN80.4-like. Gene Ontology annotation, cellular component: katanin complex. The coding region runs from base 287 to 2635 and encodes 782 amino acids. The record is from RefSeq and is a predicted model, not a curated record. Gene Ontology annotation, molecular function: microtubule binding. Gene Ontology annotation, biological process: microtubule depolymerization; microtubule severing. Lineage: Eukaryota; Viridiplantae; Streptophyta; Magnoliopsida; Ericales; Ebenaceae. The transcript has 18 exons.